GGUAUAGGAGGAGUAAGGUGUGGUUGUUUAGGAAAAAGAAAAAAGAAUAGAGAGAGUGAUGAGUAUGGAUCUAGCAGUGGUGGACUAUGGUUCGUGCAAGACGAGACCAUCGGCUCUUCUGAACUCGAUAUUUAUGACGACGGUAAACGCAGCCGCAAAGAGCCUUGUUGCGGUAGCUUCGAAUGCUAAGGCGGCAGACCAACAAACAGAAAAGUGGAGAGCAACAGACCACAUGAGGUUCAUGUUGAUGCUCAUGACUUGGUUAGCAGUUUGGGUUCUUAGGGUAUUGAUGGAUCACUGUCCUUUCUCUACUGCUUCUUCCUAUUCACUUGAUGAUUUAAUGAUGUUGCCAUCAACUGGAGCUUCUUCUACUUCUGCUUUUGAUUUAGUGCUUCAACAAGAUUCUACUAAUUAUAUACAACCACCUUCUGCUAAAGCUCUUGGUAGAGCUCUCACGCAUAUACUAGCGUUGCUAAAUGAGAUUCCAGCUUCGUCGAGGAAGUACCAGUUUGCAAUGGGGAUGGCUGACAAGAUCAUAGAGGAGAACACUAAAUGCGGACACUUAGAGAUGCUCCAAGUUAAUCGUUCGGCCCUGGCUUCAGCCUUCACGCGUACAUCUGGACUUCUUUAUAGCUCUUUAAAGAGUCCCCGUAUGUCAGAGGAUUCAUGGACAUGGCCAUCACGUAUUCUUCGAUCCCUUCCUUUGGGAUCUUUUGUGGCGUCAUCACUCAAAGGUUUGGGCACAUUUUUUCCAUGGGUGGGAACUGCCACGAGCCUCUUUCAAAACAAGAGACAGCUGGCGGUUCCCGGUCAUGUGGAGAGUGUGAAUGACUUGGCAGCUGAGAAACACGCACAUGAGUUGCUGUGGAUAACAAGUAAGAUGGUAGAGUGUGGUGCUGUGGAUGAAGCUUUGGUGCAUUGGAGCUUAUCUUCUGGCUUAGCUUCCAUUACUCUCUUGUCUAAUCUCAGGGUGCAAGGAUUCAUUGUCAAGAUCACAGCGAUAUUAAUUGGAGAGCUUAACAAAGUUAAAUAUGAAGUUCCAAGGCAAGUGAAGUUCAACAUACUCGUGUUGUGGAUUCCGCUGUUGUGUUAUGCAGAAAAUGGAGUUUCAUAUCCAGUAUUGUCGGGAUAUGAGAAGGUGGAGAUGGAGAAGGCAAUGAACGAAUUGAUCCGUACGCUACCCAGUAUUGAUCAAGAGGUUAUUCUCAUCAACUGGAUGCAAGAUUUCAUGACAGCAUCUUCGGACUGGCCAAAUCUCCACAAUUCAUAUGACCAUUGGUGCCAUUCCACUCGUGAGUUCAUUCCAGGAGUUAUGCAUGAAGGAGGACAACUUUGUGAGUCUACUCUAUAUAUGUAAAAUAUAGUUGUACUUGGGAUGUGAGUGUUUUUUCGUUGAAGACUCUAGGACCUGGAUAAAAGUAUCAUUUGGUAGUG
This is a messenger RNA of Solanum tuberosum (potato), 1434 nucleotides long. RefSeq lists its product as uncharacterized. The coding region runs from base 59 to 1357 and encodes 432 amino acids. Lineage: Eukaryota; Viridiplantae; Streptophyta; Magnoliopsida; Solanales; Solanaceae. The transcript is spliced from 3 exons. The record is from RefSeq and is a predicted model, not a curated record.